AUGGUUAUGAAAGAGCAAUAUGGCUACAUGCUUGCUUUACAUCGAUCAGACAAGAGUAUAUCCGCUGCAUUACAGGCAGUGAGACAGACGGCUACAUUACAUGAUUGUAGUUAUUACGGGAUCAUUGAGCUUUUUGGUCUACCUCAAGUCAUCUUAGAGGCUUUGCAGUUGAUCUCAGACCCCAAUGGAUCAGACUUUCAUGGUCAAAAGUUCUUGGCCGGAGCGGAAGAAGGUAUGAGCAUGCUGCACCAUGUUGGGCAGUUCCCUAAGGGUACAAUUGCCCCCGUGACAUUUAUGUGGAGACCAUUGAAAAAAGAUUAUGAAACUGGGGUAUUUCAAUUGCACGACGAUUGGCAAAAUACGAAGAGGCAGCUUUGGCUCUGGGUGCAUCCUGCAGCAUAUAUGGAGGCGGCAACGGCCAUUGCAGCAGCUUGUCACGAGGUUUUUGAGAGUGAAAAAGACAGAGUUGAAAUGCACGAUCGACGUGGACAAUUAUGUCGCUUUAAGUUGCGAGGACGAUUGGCCAACGAACUUACAGCAAAUCUUCUUGCUGGAGAUGUAGAAGCUGAUAACACUGAAGCGGACGAUUGUGAUUCGGAUCAUGAAGACGGUUACGACGCGAAGGAGACAGUAGCCAAUUGCAGCAGUAUCAACCGGCGUAGCUUGCUACGUGCUCUUGGUAAGUCUAGCAAAACAAUGAAGAGAAAAGAGACAAUUGAGCACACGAAUAAAGUUUAUGCUGUUGCAUCAAAAGAUCCGCGUCUUGCUCAUUUUCGAGAUGAUAAAUUGAAAUAUGUAUCUUCUCGUAUGGACCCAAAUUUAUCGCUCCUUAAAGAACCACCCGCUGGAGCCGUGGCGGAGGCUGGUACGGAUGUGAUUAAAAGUCCAUUGAGUGCAUUGAGUCUUUCAUCUCUCGCUAAAGAUGCAGAUGAACCAGAGACACAAGUAAUACUCGAAGAGGUGCAGUCCUUACUGGCCUGGACGACCAACGUUUCAGAUUCGAUUGUUAAUUUUGGAUCUUUAGUGACUAGUACACAAGAAGAUAAGGAUGAAGUUGAGACAGUUGACAGCAUUCCAGAAGAAUCCCCGUGCUCAAUGUUGUGGUCAUUGUCCAAGAGACAUAAACUAAAAAGCAUUUUUAGAAAAGAUCACACUUUAAAUGACGCGAUAUUCUGUCAGCGGAAAGACGGUAAUGGUAGAGAUGGUAUUUUUGUGAGCUCAGCACCUCUCCAUCUUUUGGCAGUCAAGAAUGUAUUAAAGGCGUUAGUCUUUGGUGGAGCUUUGGUUGUCGGAAUUGAAGAAGACUCUGCUCAAUCGACGGUUUUACUUCAGCCAAGUUUUCCGCACGAUUAUCCGGACACUCAAGCUGGAAAAGCAAUUUGGGAUUCUCGUGCGCGAAACCUUGAAACUUUCGAGAUGAAAAAGCCCAAAGCAAAGCGUUUUAAUUACGAAAAGCACGGUGUCAAGUCACCGUAUCAACCACUGUGGGAGCUGCUCUUUGAAGAGGAUAAAAUUACACAGGUACCAUGUGUGCUUCGUGGACGAGAUUACAUGAAGCCAUUCUGCUUCUAUCGUGUUACUUCAGAGAAUUUGACAGAUGUGAUAUCUUCGGAGCUAACUAUUGAGUCCGUAUUGCCUGUUCCAAUGCCAACCCUUGUUCGCGUUUCAAUUUUUAUUCCAAGACGAGGCAACAUCAAUAUCAAUGCCAUGCUCUUAACACCGUCAGCAGAAGACAUGACUCAAUUUUGCAACGACAAGAUGUGGAUGGGCUACGAUAUUGUGUCGGACACGAAAAAUAGCAAAGAUUCUACAAAAAUUGAGCGUUCUCUGAUAGGUUUCGUGACUUCAGCAGUCUAUGAUCGACCGAAAGGCGCGACUCGGGCCAUUGGAUUCAUCGCAUGUGAACCCCUUCAGCGCCUAGUUAUCGCGAGCCAGCAUUACAAGUUUGGAAGGCAAGGUCACUACGCUCUUGCCAUGCUUCAAUCUCCGCAAGCCCGAAUGAUUCGUCCGGUAUUUAUUCAAGCUGAGCCUUAA
Plasmopara halstedii is the source of this 2034-nucleotide messenger RNA. RefSeq lists its product as hypothetical. Lineage: Eukaryota; Oomycota; Peronosporomycetes; Peronosporales; Peronosporaceae. The record is from RefSeq and is a predicted model, not a curated record. Gene Ontology annotation, cellular component: nucleolar ribonuclease P complex; ribonuclease MRP complex. Bases 1 to 2034 code for a protein of 677 amino acids. The transcript has 5 exons. Gene Ontology annotation, biological process: tRNA 5'-leader removal.